Messenger RNA from Anthostomella pinea, 588 nucleotides. The record is from the annotation of a GenBank genome assembly. Lineage: Eukaryota; Fungi; Ascomycota; Sordariomycetes; Xylariales; Xylariaceae.
AUGAAGCUGACCACCACCUUCCUCGACUCAAGCCUAUGGCUGCUUCUUGGGGCCUACGUUCAUGCCAUACCCGCACCAGCAGAGCGAUCCAUCAAUACCACCAUCCUGCCCCGCGACGGCGACCUCAACGACUGGGACGACAUGCAACACCAAUGGAACCACUGUGACUCGAUCAACCCCAACAUGCCGGCCGGCACGAAGAUCGGGCUCUUCAUAUGCGCCGCCUCCCUCAACUCCGACGCAGGGUUGCCUACGGAUUCCGAGAUCAGGAUCGACCGGACCGCCGAUCCGCAGCUCCUCUGCGAGCAAGAUUCGACCAAGGUCUGGAUGUCCGUCUACCACGGCAGCGCAAGCGGGCCUGCCGAGGAUACGUUCACGUUCAAGACGAGCGAUGUUCGCAACCUGACUCUCGCGGGUAGCACCAAGUGCUGCCCCUACGACUUGGAAACGGACUCGUACCUUAACCCGUGUAUGGGCUGGGGUGUUCUGGGGAUGGAAAAAGGUCGGAAUGAUGUGAUCAUCAGCGUGAACAAUGGCGACGGACCCGAAAUUAUCCCCUGCAACGCCCUGAUGGACUGCCCAAAGUAG